CAUCCUGGCGGUGCUUGAAUCCGAGAAGAAAGGAAGUGAAGACAUCAAAUCGAACCAGUCUAUGUGACAAGUGAUGCAAAGCGUUUUUUUCGGAUUUUCUUUGUUUCGGAGCAUUGUCUAUACUCGGAAACCCGAGAAAGCCUGCCAUUAUGACAACCGAGGACGUCAAGCGAGGAAGAGCUGGGAAGCCAAAAUGUCGAACUGGUUGUAGGACUUGCAAGAGAAGAAGGAUAAAAUGCGACGAAAACAGACCUGGAUGUCAUCGUUGCCUCAAGUUUGGCAUUGAUUGCGACGGCUACGAUGCAGAAGUUUUACCACCUCAGAGGAGGCCAAAACCGGCAAUUGUCUCAAACGAAGGUCGGAUUCUACUUCCCAGGAAUCAGUUACCUAUUGAAAGAGCUUUACAAACAGCACAGAUCUUUCAUCAACCAACUAUCAUGCCGGAAAUGGAUCCGGACGAAGACUACCAAUAUUUUCAAUUCUUUCGCGACAACCGAUUUCAUGAGUUCGACGACGGAUCAUGGAUGAGAAAUAUGAUGGCGGCAUCUCACGACCAGCCAACUAUACAACGUCUCAUCUCGUCUGUAGCUGCACUUUGUCGAGCAACGUUCUUCAAGAGUCCCGGCGAAGACCAGACCAAACAUCUUCAACACGCUUAUCGGCGGUAUGGGCAAGGGGUGGAAGGAAUCCGCCACUUGGUCUCAACAUUCGGCUUGGAUUCUGCCAAAACGUUGCUCCAAGCCUCGCUUCUCAUAUACGUCUUCGAGAUGUUGCAAGGCAACAUUCCGGAAGCGGUCUGUUUUCUGCAGAGCACAUUCGAACACUUAAUCUUGCCACGGCUUCCCAACAACAGCCAUAUUCCUUACACGCACCUGGAACCAAUCACCAAAUACGCUUGCAUGGACUCGGAAUUAUUAACCUCCUUUGCUCGCCUAGAUGUCCAAUUUUGCAGCCACCCAGACAACCCAAUUCCAUCAAGAUCCACGAUAAUAGGCAUAGCCUACACCACACAACCUUACGAAAUUCCAAGUACAUUCACAGAGAUUUGCACUGCUCGCCGUUAUCUCGAAGACAUGAUACAACGUGCUCGAGCAGGACUUCCUUCCACUUUAGCACGUGACCUGCACAAGCUGCGAAAAGAUUUACCAUUCCGAGAUGAAGAAUCGCUCUCAGAUGCAGAGACAGAUCAUCUUCAUUCGCAAAUUAAGCAGUGGCAGAGUACCUUCUCUCCAAUCUAUCAACGAAGUCUAACGCAUGAGGGCUCACACGAACUCAUCCGCGCUUCGAUCCUCUCCGUCCAAGCGGCCAACACAUCACUCAUUCUCUCACGCUUCCAUCCCCAGACCGAUCCCAACAUAGACCCUCAACUCCAGCUUCCAGACGAUGAACGAGAACGACAGACGUGUGUAGAGAUCAUCGAGAUGAGCAGAAAAGCAAUUCGGCACGAGGACUUCACCAGGGGGUUUGUGGUUCAUGAGGGUUUCUUGAGGAGUAUGUUCGUUGUUGGGUUAUUGGCUGCAGAUGAUGAUAUUAAAUAUGAGGUUUUGGCGGUUUUAGAGGAGAUGGGUGAAAGGAGAGAAGGUGUUUGGGAGGCUGAGAAGGUGAAGAGGGCUGUUAAGGCAACUUUGUCACGGUUUGAAGAGGGAGCGUUGGUGAUUAUGAGAGAGCUGUACGAAAGAGCUAUAAUCUAAGCUAUGACGAUGUGCAAUGCUUUGCGUGUGAGGAAAAUACUAUCUAACUCUCAUGUCAUGAUCAAUUAGUAAUCUCAAGCAAAAAACACAGGUUUUAACAUAGCAAGAAAAUUCAUAAUCUGGGACAUGGGGUGAACACUUGAGAGAAUUAUAAGUUC
Mollisia scopiformis is the source of this 1849-nucleotide messenger RNA. RefSeq lists its product as uncharacterized. Lineage: Eukaryota; Fungi; Ascomycota; Leotiomycetes; Helotiales; Mollisiaceae. The coding region runs from base 150 to 1691 and encodes 513 amino acids. Gene Ontology annotation, molecular function: DNA-binding transcription factor activity, RNA polymerase II-specific; zinc ion binding. Gene Ontology annotation, biological process: regulation of DNA-templated transcription. The transcript has a single exon. The record is from RefSeq and is a predicted model, not a curated record.